AUGUGUGAUAUUCUAAAAAAGUUUCCUGGAUGUAUAUCAAUUUUAUUCACUCAUGGUGAAGAUCUAGAGGGUCAAACUAUUGAGGAAUUUAUCAAGAAGAAUGCAGAACUACAAGAACUUGCUGAGAAAUGUAAAGGUCGCUGUUUUGUCAUUGAUAAUAAGCAUUGGAAAAAUCGCCUGUGGGGCUACAAGAGCAACCGAGUUCAGGUGAGAAAUCUGCUGAAAACCGCAGACACGAUAGAGAAGGAAAAUGGCUACAACAAUGAGCUGCUUCACAUGGUUGAUGAGGUCAUUGAAAAUGAGGAGAAGAAUAUAAAGGAGGACAAUCUGUCUUCAGAAGGCAAACGAGAAAAAGCAAAGAAGAGAGUUUAUGAAAAGUUGUGCAUUAAGCUUGCAGGAGUGAGCACAGGGAUGUUGAUCGGAGCUUUUCUGGGCAUCGGAGUUGCAGUGGCAGCUGUUGUGGCUUUGCUGAAAGCAGGAAAUUUUAAACCAAUAUUAAAACCCAUCAGUUUGAAAGCAGCCAGCUCAGCUCCGAUCAUCGCAGGUGUUGUGCUGGGAACCUCUGCUUUGGUAGGAGCUGUUGGAGGAGGACUUACUGGAUGGGACGAAGCAGAUGAAGCGGAUUCUGUCUGUGAUGUGAUAACCAAAACAGCAAAGGCAAACUAUGAGGGUGCCAAAAACAUUUUUAAAAUGGCAGAAGACCUCAUAAAUAAUAAGGAAUAGAUGAUUUUUGCAUCAAAAUUAAAAAACACAGAAUAUGUUUUCUGUAACCAUCCAAUAGGUGGGAGUUUCUCAUGACAUAUUUAAGGAAAAAAAAAAACAUUUCUGUCUAAACCUAAACUUAUCUGAAUAAGAAGUGGUGAUGUAUAAUAUAGUUUGUGCUGUCAGUUUAACUUGUUAACUUCAUUAAAUACAGCAUUAGUACUUUGAACAAAAUCAACGCACCCCAUCCCCAGACAGUGGGCCCCUAUUUUAACUUUGUGUUCAUAUUGCAGGAUAAAUAUAUAUGAGACGUUUUAUCAAACUUCAAUUGACAUAUGUAAAUGUAAACUGAACUUUGAAUCCUUGGGCUAAAAGGUAUUAAAGCAAUAUUACUGUCACUCUCGUUAAACAAAGUAGCCACCAGACACACUAGACGGCACUUUACACAUUACAUCUUCCACUGAACUGAACUAUGCAUUGCAUAAUCCUCAGCUCCUCACACCUGAUGCAUACCUGUUAACCCUCUCGUUUUUCCCUGAAUUCUCCCGUAUUUUACAGUUCUAUCCCGCUAUCAUCCCGUUAAGGUAUUUUCUUGUAUUUCUCCCGUA
Danio rerio (zebrafish) is the source of this 1310-nucleotide messenger RNA. NCBI's taxonomy places the organism in Eukaryota, Metazoa, Chordata, Actinopteri, Cypriniformes, Danionidae. The record is from RefSeq and is a predicted model, not a curated record.